GCCUAGGGUACGCGAAGCCAAGCAAAUCUUUUGGGAACCGACGCGAGCAGCAUGGACCGAGACGCAUGGAAGGCGCGGGGCAACGCGUGCGUCCAGACCGCCGCCUACGCCGACGCCAUCGCCGCCUACAACGAAGCGCUCAAAAUGGACGGCGACCAAGCCGGGACAAGCGCCAUCCUCUGCAACCGAGCGUUCGCGUGGCUCCAGCUCGCCACGCCCGACGCGCUCCACCAAGCCGUCGCCGACUGCUCGGCCGUGCUCUCGAACGAGAAGGCCAAUGUCAAAGCUUUGUAUCGGCGCGCCUCUGCGCGGCAAGGCUUGCAGCAAUGGCAGGACGCCAAGAUCGACCUCGAAGCCAUCAUUGCGCUCGAGCCGGGACACCCGCAGGCGCUCGCCGAUCUCGACCGCGUCCGUAUCCAGAUCGCGGCUGUGACGGCCAACGGUCUCUUUGACCCAUCGUUCCAGGCCAAGAUGCUCGCUGCGAUCGCGUCGGGUGAGGCGAUCCCGUCGGUCGCGCCGCUGCCGCCGCCAGCGCCAUCCGCACAAACAGCGCGGGCGAAGAAAGCGUCGUCGAGCAAGGUCGACGAGGCGAUGGCGAGUCUCGUCCGCGAGUGUUCCCUGGCGGCGACGCCGGUGCAGAGCGCUGCGUCCGAAGCUGCGUGGCACGAGCUCCAAGCAGCGGAAAUCGCACUGCCGACAAUUGUUCAAAAGACCAAAUCGCACAAGAGAAAAAUCGGCUUGCAGAGCACUCGGCAGCGACAAGCGCCGCCACGGCCCAGCGCCAAGACAGAUGCGCUCUGGCAGGCGCUGCUCGACGAAGAAAGCUCGACGCGGGCUCGCUUCACGCAAGCACGGACGUCGCGGGCGUUGUCGUAGCUGCCGGUGUCGAAACACAAUGGCAACAUGUCAACCAGCAUGAUGAAGAGAUGCAUGUCAACGCACAAUUACUGUAUUCACACACGAGUGCUA
Molecule: messenger RNA, 969 nt
Organism: Saprolegnia diclina VS20
Lineage: Eukaryota; Oomycota; Saprolegniomycetes; Saprolegniales; Saprolegniaceae
Exons: 2
Coding region: 52-876 (274 amino acids)
Molecular function (GO): protein binding
Source: RefSeq, a predicted model, not a curated record